Molecule: messenger RNA, 5997 nt
Organism: Torulaspora delbrueckii
Lineage: Eukaryota; Fungi; Ascomycota; Saccharomycetes; Saccharomycetales; Saccharomycetaceae
Gene: LAA1
Product: AP-1 complex accessory protein LAA1
Exons: 1
Coding region: 1-5997 (1998 amino acids)
Biological process (GO): retrograde transport, endosome to Golgi; intracellular protein localization; endocytosis
Cellular component (GO): membrane; Golgi apparatus; endocytic vesicle
Source: RefSeq, a predicted model, not a curated record
AUGACUGAAGCCAACCUGGUAGAUGCAAUUGCAGGCUCCAAAACUAAGAAAGAUAUACUUUUUUCAUGGAUUACAAAGAAGCUUGAAAUAGUUAAUGGAGAAGAGCUUUCAGACGAGAACCGACAGGUUAGUGAACUUUCUCGAAUUCAUGAUGAUUCAGAUGCAUUUAUAAGGUACAUGGCUGCCCAGGAGGAUAAAGAUGAUUUGGAUUCUCAUGAAAUUUUCAUCUCUUUCUCACAGCUAUAUUGCUCAUGUCUGGUCCGAUUGUUGAACGAGAGACCUGGCAAAAUUUAUGAUUCUGCUGAAUUAUUAGCAAAAGUACUAUCAGAAGACGAUGUUACCAUCGAGGAACUGAGUGAUAAUGAUAAGAAAAAGAAGAAGAAAACGAAUACAAAACGAACCUAUACGUUCUCUCCAGCUAAAGACCUGGCAUGCACAGUGCUCAUUCAAAUGUACGAAACAUUUGAUCGUCAAUUAUCAUCACUAGCCCCACUACUAUACAGUGUCAUAUUCAAAAACUUGAAGAAGAUAUUGGACAAGAACAAAUACCUUCACGCGACUUUCAUGACAUUGCUGCUGCAACUCGUCAGUGCGAUUCUGAGAAAUUCUGGAGACACUGCAUUUUAUAAUGAGUACUUCUCAAAGUUUAACAAAUAUUCCAGGAGAGUUUUCGAAGAGAUUUAUUCAGAUACCCAGGAUUUUCCGACUGAUGCUGUCUCUGCUAUUAUGGAGAUUUGGUCGGAUCAUUUCAAACAGGAUACCUUCAUAAAAGAACACAAGGGUGAUCUGCAAAGCGCCGUAAUUGCAAAGUAUGUCGAGGGUGAAUUGGGGAUAUUUGGCUUUGCUAAUGACCAGACUCGUAUAGUUAUUGCUCGGACUCUGGCAGAAGUGCUAUUCCAUUAUUACUUUGUGGCCAAAAUAUUGAAGACUGAGCAAAUCUGGGUAUUGUAUGGUCGGAUUUUCACAUCUUCUUCCAAGAGGGACGUACAGGCUGGAUGCUUUGAAUCCAUCAUACAUUUUAUAGGGUUAUCUGCCGCUACUGAUGGUAAUUUCCUCGACGCCUCCAACUAUCUGGAGAUUAUAAGGGCCUUGGCCGCCUUUAUUUUUAGCCCAGCGCGAGUCAAUGAUCAAUCUCUGGACACUCUAGCAAGAGAUCUAAGUUUUUUCGAACAUACUCAUAGGAUUGUUCUGCCGCGCAUCGGUGAGUCAAGCAAAAGUCUCAUGUUAUUUCGAAUUUUGUAUUCUAACGAUGAAAAUACGAAACAAGAAGAUGGAAAAUCAAGCACAGCGGUUGUUAACAUCAAUUCUGAACAACUGUGGUUCAAUCUUUCCCAAUUGGAUCUUGCGCGCUUUUUGAUUUCAGACUUGUCUUCAUCGUUUGGAAAUGAGAGUCACAUCGUUGCACAAAUUAAGGCAAAAUUGAUAGAACUCAGUACGUGCGACAAUUUCACAAUCAGGAUUCACGCAUCUGAAGUACUUAAGGCCUUUCUGCUGAAUUUUCCAGAACUUCUGACAGAAACGAUCGAAACUUCGUUGGAAGCUCUAUCUAGGAGUUUUGAGAUAACAGGAGAGUUCCCAUUCCCUGAAAAUCACGGGCACUCGUUAAUAGUUGCGAACCUAGUUGACUGCGCAGAUAAAAAGUACGUUUCAUUCGAAUUGAUCAUGAGGAUAACAGUUUUUGCAACCUCUUUCAUCAAAAAUCAUACAACUACGACCACAGACCCUCUGUACGUCAAAUCCUUACUAUGCUGGAUUUUGUUGAUAGGUUCCCUGAACUACAAAGAUGAUCAACAUCUACAGAUGCAGUCCUCUCAACUUUUCCUUUUCUGGAAGGUUCUGCUCACCCACACCUACAGUUAUCGGGAUGAGGAAGAUCUUUACAGAAAUCUGGAAAUCAGAAAUCAUGCAUUAACAUGCCUUUUGACCUUUGUAAGUAACGCUACUAUUAACGGCAAUUUGGCGAAGCAGGUUUCCUACUUACUGGUCAAAUGCUCAAACUUCAAUCAUUCGAUUGUCCAAAAAUCAUCGAAAAUUGACAAAGCAUUACUCACAAAUGAGUUAAGGUUGCUGCAGAUUUAUCUGAGACUUGAAGAGUUUGUCAAAGGCGAUUUCAGUUGUUCGCUCCUGAUUUUAAUCAUGAAGAAUUUCUCUGACCCUAAUCUUUAUCAUGAAACUAGCCAUUCCGUUUUAAGUUCUAUUAAAAGUAUUGGCGAAGGGAAAAAAACGUCAAAAGUCGAGCAAAGAGAAGAUAAAGUGUUAGAGACAUCCGUUGCUAGCGUUCUCCGUCAAAGCGAUGGUUUUGCUUUUGGAAUAUCCAGCAAAAUCAAUCUUUCAGGCGUUUCAAGACUGUACAUCACCUCCCGCACAAAAGGCCCUCAAAAUUUCGACGGGAGCUGGGCAUCUAAGGAUCUAUACUGGUACCAUAAUUUUGAGCUGGAAGUAACGAAACCAAUCUCUUCUAUGUUAUCGUUGGAUUAUUUCAUAAACUUGUAUUCUCCUAAUGGCUAUUCAGAAUGUGACCAGUACUCACCCAGAAUAACGACAGCGUUGAUCGAUGCAUCAAUGGAGAUUUUUUCCGUGAUAUUUCCAAACUUGAAUGGCAAGAUUCAAUUCUCCGUGCUUGAGAGUUUGAACACGUCCAUGUUUUCCAAAACAACAAAUCCCUUAAGGACUGUUGCCAUAGCGGCGAAUGUGUUAGUUUCCAUUAACACAGCAAUGAAGAUAAUUCAUGAGAAAGAGAUGUCGUUGGAUUCCGACGUUGGCAAACUGUUGCUAAAAUCGAUAGAAAAGAUUGAAUUCUACAGCGAUUACUAUCUCAUGAAUUUGAAAGCUGACUGUACCGGGAUGAUUUGUGCCGCGAUCAGCCGAAACUCUUCCGAGGAAUCAACCCAUGAUUUAAUUGCCGAUCAUGUUAAUAUACUGAUAAAGAAUGUUGUGGAUGUAGAGGAGCCAUUUAUGAGGGUACUGCGUGCAAUGUCCCUAGUCUCAAUCUACAAAUAUAACUCAGCGAGUGCUUCUUUCCCCAGGAUAUUCGAAGUCAUUUUAGCGUUAGUACAGGACCCUCACCCUGUUGUACAUUCCUGGUCAUUGAGAGCCAUGCAUGUAUUAUUGGAGAAAGAAACUACGAUAGACGUAACGCUGGCGUCCAAUCUGCUAAAAAUCCUUCUUUUUGUUCUAACUGAAUCCUCGUACGGCAUGCAUGGUUCAUCAGUUCUUCGACACAACUACAACAUUGAGUUUAACUCUCACAUUGUCAUUGGGGAAAUCACCAAAACAUUGGCUCUGACGAUUGGGCCAUCUAUGUCAGAACUUCCUCGAAACGCCAUCGCAGCGUUUAAAAACCUGACAUACUCACUAGUGGUUUCCCAAAGUAUUACCUUACAAUCACUUGCGCUGGAUAUUUACAACAACUUAUCGGCCUUCAAGUUGAAAGGUAUUUUGCAAGAUCAAAUUAUCCUCAAAAUGGUUAAUUUCACCCUUGAUGGAGCAAUCAUGAUUGGGUUUAGCUCUAAUUACUUCAGCCGCCACUUGACGCAUAAAAACGAGAUUUUCUCCAUCACUUCAAGCCCCGAAGGAGUUUCAAAGUGCUAUGACCUGCUUGAUAACUUGGUGAAGUUGCAAAAGGGGCAGUUGUUCGCCAAAAAACUUGAAUCUGUAAGUUGGCAACAUCUUGACCUAAACCCAUCUGAAUCGGUAAGUAGGUACUUAUCUGUAUGGAUGGACGAAUCAUACGGAUGCGAGCUUGGCUGGUUUGACAAAUUGUACCUCAUGUUUAACAUGAAUAGGUCCAAGCUUUUCCAGAGCUACUAUAAUGAUGUUGAAGAUAUUCUUAAUCAUAAAGGAUUGGAAAGGGUUGUUGCCAACGCAAAUGAUGAGGACAAAAAACAAAUUCUUGGGCAAGCCCGUCAACAAACUCUGAAGAAAAACGUUCAGAGCUCUUCCGACUCCAUUUCUUGGCGGACUAAAAGGUUCAUCCUCCGUUUGAUCAAGGACUUGUGUCUUACCUCUACAAAGCUUCCUGGUCUCUCUCUUUCAUUGAGCCAGAAGAUACCAGAGUUAAUAAGGUUGUCCUUUCAGGCAUCGACAAGUAGAAUUGCAUCAAUGAAGGCUUUAGGACUGGAUUUGCUGACAAUUAUUGUGGAGCAUUAUUCAGACGUCGAAGAUGCCGAAAACCCAGGCCAUUCCAUUUUAGAGCAACAAGAAGCCCAGAUUAUCAGUGCACUGAUGCCUGCCUUCGGCUCUGGAAGUCCGCCAGAUAUUGUUAUAUCUGCACUCAAAUUAUCCGCCGAUCUAGUGUCAUCUGGAAUUUCUCCACUUAAGCGGAUGGGUCGUGUCUCCCAGCUUCUAGUUGAGUUUCUAGGGGUCUUCGACGACAAAAGCUCUGUUAUCAAAGUAAUGGACAUCCUCAUCGUAACGCAGAAGACCAGAAGAAAAAUGGAACUGACUACUUUGAGUGCAUGGGCUCAAUUGGUCCAAAAAGGUGUCUCGCUGAAGAAGGAGGAGCUGAAGCAAUUCACCGAAGAAUACUGGGAUGUGCUGGUUCCGUUGUGGAUCUUGUCAUUACGUGAGUACGUUAUGAUCAAAUAUGAAAGCCGGAAAUCGGAGAUAUCAAAAGGAGGGAAGGUUAACGAAUCUCAGAACAGUAAGUUAGAACCUUAUGAAGGUGUCUGGCUGAACAUGGUUAUCGCACUGAGUUGUGUACUAGAAGCCAAACCAGAGGUUGUUUUGUCUUGUUUAAACAAGACAGAAAUAGAAAGCUUCAUGUUCAUUUUGUUUACACAAUGUGUUGAAGUUUUAGUGAAGAAAAUGGAUGAACGCGACCUGAAAGUAAAGGUUUUAGCUACGUUGCACAUUAUUUUAAAAUGUGGAGUACCAUUGGAUACGUUGUUCGAGGAUGGGGCAAACGAAGAAAUUGUUGGAAUUCUCGAUCGCUUGAUGAUCAUGGGUAACAAUGAAGAGAGGCUUCAGUUGAUAAAAGUUAUCGAUGACCUCAUUAAAAGAUAUAGAAGGAUGAAUAACAACCACGACGCCUUUUUACAUGGAAUAGAUAAAGUCUAUGAACUAUUGAGGCUACUAUUAAUGCCCAUUUCGGAAAUGCUUCCGUUCAUCAAAUACAAUUCAUUUGAAGAAGACGAAGAGAAAGACUUGAAGCUCAAUGAUCAGGAUCUUGUAUUGCUAAGGGAAGCUUUUUCCGUGCUGGAAUCCAAUGUAGUUGAGUUCGACGAUAUUUUUAAGAUUGACUUGUACUCCUGUCUCCUGUUCAUUGUUGGACAGAUCUACCAGUCGGAAGAAAGAGAUAAGAUAUUACCGAUAAUAUAUCCUCUUCUGCGAACCAUAUCGAAAGAUCUAGCAACUGCUAAUGAAGAGAGCCCCCUUUUAUCGACUUUCUUAGACUCAAUUAAAACUGUUGUUUUAGGGAAGCUAUCAUCUGAAAAUCAGUUGGCCAGCAUUUUGAUACUGCUUACGAGUGGAUUCAACGGGCUUAGCCAGGACUAUCUAGACUCUUUUACGAGCAUAUUGGUUAAAAGUUUACGAAAUGAAGAUACUCGUGUGAUUGCGACUCAUGGAUUCAAAUCGAUGGUGAAUAACGGAUUCCAGCAUUCCUGCUGUCGGUAUAUAAUCAAAAAAUCCAUUUCAGAAUUUUCUAAAUGUAUUGCCAACGAGAAUGCUGAUACAGGGACUAAAAUGCUGGAUAUCGUUGAGGCUUUUGCAUCCAAAUAUGUGCAGGGGGAAUCGGAAAUGUUGGCUACUGCAUUUGCUUUGAACUUAUCCAUAAUUUUUGCCUACUCUGAUGGUAGGUCAAAUGACGACGUGGCAGCUGCCAAGAUAAUGGCUUUGAUUAAACUUGAUAAGCAAACAUUCAGGAGGGUUAUUCACGAUUUCAUGAACGAACAACAAAAAGCAUGCUUAGAACAUAUGAUAGAAACCUCUCCAAGUUUUGCUUCCACCAUGGACUCUACUGAAAACAUAGGAUUGGAGUUAAGAAGCUUUCGCUGA